Molecule: messenger RNA, 327 nt
Organism: Protopolystoma xenopodis
Lineage: Eukaryota; Metazoa; Platyhelminthes; Monogenea; Polystomatidea; Polystomatidae
Source: the annotation of a GenBank genome assembly
AUGCGGGUCAUAGUUGUGACCCAAGCUUGUUCGCUUUCAACUGCUCUCUCAGACCCCGUGAAUGUACGAAUCACGUCGGUUACUGCGACUUCGGUCAACCUGGCCUGGGAGCCGGCGUCCACGGGGUCGGGCUAUGCAGUGACCACUUCAGACGCUUCGAUACCGGCCGUGGUCAUCGGCGACCGGAACACAGUCACGGCAACCAUCAACGGACUCGAGGUGUGUCGACAGUAUGUCUUUACGGUGCGCACCACCGACGGCGCCUCGACCUCCACCGGCGUCACAACCACCGGCCGGCCACGCAAGUUCCCUUCUCUCGCAAUCUAA